Messenger RNA from Rhizophagus irregularis DAOM 181602=DAOM 197198, 3396 nucleotides. NCBI's taxonomy places the organism in Eukaryota, Fungi, Glomeromycota, Glomeromycetes, Glomerales, Glomeraceae. The record is from RefSeq and is a predicted model, not a curated record.
AUGUUAAAUGGAUUAACAGUUUUAUGUAAAACACAGUAUCAAUUUUCGCGUAAAGUUACUGUUAAAUAUACCAUUGAACGGGUGGAUGAAAAUGGUCAAAAAGAAUCAAGAUACAGUUUAUCAUCAGCUGGGGCUGCAAGUUCCUUAUUUCUAAACGAAAUAUGCAAUAAGCCUACUUCACGUGUUUUUGGUACAAUACUUUUCAGGUUUGACAUAAGUUUUCUGCAACAACUUCGUGAAACAAUUGCCCAACAAUCACCUAUUACACCAGCUAAUCGCAAACAACCCUUUAAUGAACUUACAUCAAGAUCACAAAAAAAUAAGCAAAUUUCAAUGGUUGGAAAAGAUAUUGCAGCACAAACUAUGAAAAUUCUUAAAGAAAAUAGAUUUACAUCUACAUCUGAAGAAAUUAUUACAACUGUUGAAUCAAUAAUACUUAGGAUUAAUGGUGAAAUUGUUGAAUUACAUUUUGAUUUUAAUAAUGCAGCUGAUGAUGACAUUAAAUAUUUAGAUUCAAUUGUUCGUGCAUGUGAUGAAACAUUAAUUUCACGUGAUGGGUAUCACAGAUUAGCACAAGCUAUUCCUAAUUUAACAAGAGAACAUUCAGCAAAAUAUAGUAAAGUAGAAUUUGAUGAUGAAAAAGUGGGAAAUGGUGCUUACCAUUCUAUUACAUCUCUAUUAGAUAUUAUAGUUCCAAUCUUGGCUACUUCAACAUCUCCUGUAUUAAAAAUUGGUAAUAAAAUUAAUAUAAGAAUAAGUGGAGAUGGAAGAAAUGUGGGGCGCAAGCAAAAACAUGUUAUGCUUACUAUGUGCAUUAUUAAUGAAGGUGAAAUGGUUUUGAAUCCUACACAUCAAUACAGCAUUUGCUUAUAUAUAGGAAAAGAAUCUUAUGAUUCCUUGUCUACAGUAUCAGCCAUAUUUUCACAAGAACUUGAACAAUUAAAAACAAAUGGAUAUAAGGCUUCAAAUAAUACAAUUUGGCCAGUUGAAUUUUUUUUUCAGAUGAAAAGACUUCACAUUCAUUUUGAAUUCUAUCUGCCUACUACAAAAAAUGGAAAAUGGGAGUGGACAUCUCUUAUGGCUUUACAAAAUAAUUCGCCAAAAUCAAUAACAGAUUUGGAAAUUGACCAGUUUGAAGCUGACGCAAAACAGUGGAUUCAUAAUUUUUGUCGUCCUACUAUUGGUACUAUGAAUAGUGCUAAUCAGCAACAGGGAAUAGUUACAGAUUUAUUUAAUAAUCAAAAUAUUAGAGAAGUUAGAAGGGUUCGUAAAGAAUUACAUGACUGGGAUCAUUAUUUUAAAGAACCAUUGAGUAGUGAGCAUUACAAAGCUAGAUGUCAUUACUGUAAUCAAAACUGGUUUAAAGAAAAACCAGAAAUUUUGAAGUCACAUUUAGCAUUGUAUUGUAAAGAUGUUCCACUGUAUAUUAAAACAGAAUAUAUGGAAAUGCUGGCUGUUGGAACUACAUUUACUAUGAAUAGAAAACAAAAAACAGAUUCUGAUUCAUCAGCUGAGCUUACUGCGGAUAGAAAAGAUAAAAUCGAUCAAGCACUUAUACGGUUUUUUAUUUGCUGUGGAAUACCAUUUUCAACCAUUGGUCAUCCUUAUUUUAUUAAUUUUGUUCAAAGUCUCUGUUUUGUUUAUGGUCUUCCUAAAAGAACAACCAUAUCAACAACUUUCUUAAAUCAUGAAACUGCUAUAAUUUUAAAUAAAAUCAAAGAAGAACCCAAAUAUGAAAAAAAUUUAACAUUAGCCUUUUCCCAUGCAUUAGUAGUAUUACAUCUAGGCAACCAAAUUAGUUCCUUAAAGUGCAUGAUGAAGGAAUCCAAAAGUGAUGCCAAAAAUAAAAUGUUUUUUGACUCUGAGAAUCCAAAUAUUUGUUUUGAUAUUUUGGAAAAAUUAGUGUCAAUCUUAGCUUCCAAGGCCAGUGAGCAAAAAUCAAAAAAUUUUUUAUCAUCAUGUUGUGUUCCUAGUAUCACUGGUCAAAAACUAAUCAGAUAUGUACCUGAUAUGUGUAGUAUUAAUGCUGAAAAUCGGGUACCUGAUAUGUGUAAGAUAUGUCCCUCUACUAUGUCUGGUAACUAUGCCAAGAGAGGCCGUGGAAGUCAUAACCCUAACAGUAGGAAAGCUUCCCGUCAAGAACAAAAAAAUAAUAACAACUCCGAUAAUUCAAGCUCCGAUGGUGAAAACACUAUCCAGCAGAAACGUAAUCGUACGAUUACCGAAAAUUCUAUGGAAGAAGACUACGUUGCCGAUGACCAGACGGCUGACGUUGGAGUAGAUGGACCUUCCUAUUCUCCUCAACAAAAUAUCUCUGGCGAAAAUACUUUGGCCUCCUCCCAGAAAAAAUCUGCUGCGCCAACUGCGACCAGUCACGUAGCGUCUUCUGGAAAUGUGGACGCGUCCAUGCAUGCACCUUCAAACAAAGACUUGCAACAACCCCCUAACACGUCGCCCAAUUUGGAUACUAAUGGUGCUCCUGAUGGCGAUCAAACCCCAGAUCCAGUGGUGACCUUUGCCAUAACCAGAGAUGAUUUUCAGGCUGCGGCUGCGCCGAAUGCUGCCCCUGAAUCACUCAAGAAAUUCCCUACCAAUAAAGCCCUUAUUGAGGCUGUGAAUAACCUUUUCUUAGAAACGUACGAGUCAUUCACUGGAAAAGCUCGUAUAACAGGUUCUGGUGAGGCUAAACGCCUCGUUAUCCACUUCCAUACCGCUGAAGCACGCGAACUGUGCGUUGGUUCCUCUCAUCCUGAGUUCCCUGACUUGAUUUUUCAUGCCCAUGACCCUCGCCAACUCCGAUCCAAUGAAGAUCUCCAGGCUAUCCAAGUUACCGAUAUCCCUUUCUUUAUCAAAAAGGACAACCUCAUGGCCUAUUUCAAAAAAUUUAGUAAUAUUACCUCUUGUCGCCUCUUCUCCAGGCCUAAUGCUAAAGUCCAGCAAGCCCGUAUUGUGUAUGAUCACGCCGAUUCAAUUGCUCAUUUUACCGACCAAUGGGCUGUAUACUGUUUCUCCACCUGUCUCCGAAUUACUCCAUGUUUCUAUACUGUGGAUCAAAAGGCUGCGCGCCGUCAAUACGUUGCCACCCUCACUCAACUUCCUCCCAAUGAAAUAUGCAAUAAGCCUACUUCACGUAUUUCUGGUACAAUACUUUUUGGGUUUGACAUAAGUUUUCUGCAACAACUUUGUGAAACAAUUGCCCAACAAUCACCUAUUACACCAGCUAAUCGCAAACGACCCUUUAAUGAACUUACAUCAAGAUCACAAAAAAAUAAGCGAAUUUCAAUGGUUGGAAAAGAUAUUGCAGCACAAGCUAUGAAAAUUCUUAAAGAAAAUAGAUUUACAUCUACAUCUAGUGUUCUGAAAAAAAUCCGAUCUGAUUCGUAUCCGCAGAUCUGA